Brienomyrus brachyistius is the source of this 1105-nucleotide messenger RNA. It is a transcript of the gene mibp, whose product is annotated as muscle-specific beta 1 integrin binding protein. Bases 172 to 777 code for a protein of 201 amino acids. Gene Ontology annotation, cellular component: cytoplasm. The transcript has 8 exons. Lineage: Eukaryota; Metazoa; Chordata; Actinopteri; Osteoglossiformes; Mormyridae. The record is from RefSeq and is a predicted model, not a curated record.
UGCGCGCUUUAUCAAUGAAGUUGUAGAGCGUGGAGCUCGAGGAGGGACGCAGAGAGUAGUGACUUAGGAUACUCCAUAACUGUUUAAGUUUAUUGUUAGCUUAUUUAUUGUUGCUAGAUCAGUUAUUCGUUUCUUUAUUUUGCGUACAAAGAAAGGAAAGAAACUUGAAAGAUGAAGUAUAUUAUUGGCAUUGGCGGCGUGACCAAUGGUGGGAAAACCACUCUGACAAAGAGACUUUGCAAGGCUUUGCCUAACUGCUGUGUGGUGCAUCAGGACGACUUCUUCAAGCCACAAGAUCAGAUAGAAGUCGGAGCGGACGGCUUUAAACAGUACGAUGUUAUUACAGCUUUGGACACGGAGUCCAUGGUGAACACCAUUAAGGGGUGGGAGGAGAACCCGGUGAAGUUCGCUCGUUCUCAUGGCAUCCCGGUGUCGCCCACGGCUGAGGUGUCUCACACAGAGAAUGAGAUCCACAUCCUGAUUGUGGAGGGCUUUCUCCUCUACAAUUACCAGCCGCUGCUUGACGUGUACAGCAAGUGCUACUACAUCGCCAUUCCAUAUGAAGAAUGCAAGAGAAGGCGGAGUACAAGAAAUUACACUGUUCCCGAUCCUCCCGGACUCUUUGAUGGGCACGUCUGGCCGAUGUACCUGAAACACAGGAAGGAGAUGGAGAGCAGCUGCCUUGCCAUUGAGUAUCUGGAUGGUACCAAAUCCAAAGGUGACCUCUACAACAUGGUGUAUGAGGACAUCCAGAACACGCUGCUCAAUCGUUUAUAGCAGCAGGAGAUCCUGUGCAUCUCUGAAGAGCAGUGUAUAAACCUGUAAAUAGUUAAUAUUUUUCUUGUGAUGGCCUUUUGCUAAAUGAUUUCUUGUACAUAGUAUUAUGAAGGAGUAAGUUAUAUUGUAUGUCGAGUAACAUUUUUGUAUUAUGACAUGCAGCUGAACUUUUUAACUGGUGCAUUGUACAUGUGUACAAUUUCACUGUAAUGUGAAGUGCUUUCCAGUGUGAUGGCAGCUGGGAAUUAUUUCGCUAAAGUUACUUUUUAAAUCACCCAUCUAACUCUGGGUUUAUGGAUUUUAUUCAAAGAAAGUUUUCCAACCUUCA